Trichosporon asahii var. asahii CBS 2479 is the source of this 4197-nucleotide messenger RNA. Its product is annotated as amino acid transporter. Gene Ontology annotation, cellular component: vacuolar membrane. Bases 1 to 4197 code for a protein of 1398 amino acids. Gene Ontology annotation, biological process: amino acid transmembrane transport. The record is from RefSeq and is a predicted model, not a curated record. The transcript is spliced from 9 exons. Lineage: Eukaryota; Fungi; Basidiomycota; Tremellomycetes; Trichosporonales; Trichosporonaceae. Gene Ontology annotation, molecular function: amino acid transmembrane transporter activity; iron-sulfur cluster binding.
AUGGUCAGGACAAGCGUCCCCAUCCCCGCCAACGAGGCGCCCAGAGGUCAGAAGAAGGACGGCGUCGUCCGUUCAUCCCUCGAGCUCGUUUUCAGCUACUCCCGAUCACAGCAACGCUUCAACGGCGGCUUACCGUCCGCACCGUCCUUUGUCGACUACCAGUGGUCGGCCGACGACAGCGACGCCGACACGGGCACGCCGGGCGAGUACGACACCGAGUCGGCGUGGAGCGGCGACGAACACGACGACAGCGCCACCAGCGAGGUGUUCUUCCCCACUGACCCAGUGCGCCAGUCGCAGGAGCGCUCCAUGGGACCAGCGGGUGGCGCGCUCGCGCUCUCGACGGUGACGGAGAGGGAGGAGGAGAUUUCACCAAAGUCGACGCCGCUCGCGACACCACUCCUACCAGCAAAGAGGGGUGGUAUCAUGAGCCUCUUUUCCACGACUCCGCCAGUUCUCUCGUCCAGCGUUGGCUCGAACGGGUCCCAGACGCCCCGCCCGCCAGUCCGCCUGCUUCCCGACGUGGAGGCGACAAGCCCCCAGACUUACACUGGUAACCGCUACCAUGCCCAGCGCGGAUCGCUCGGUCUGCAUCCCUUCCCCGGGCCGGCAAACGCCAACAAGGACAAGGACCGCACCCCGCCAGCGGACAAUGAGAUCGGAAGAGCACCGGACUUGGGCCGCUGGGGCUCGACUCACGCCGAGGGCGCCGAAGUGAUCGGCGUCACAGGCGUCAGCGGCGCAGGGUCAGUCAAUGGACCCAGCGUCCCGCCGGCUGAAGUGUCAGCAACAGCGACGGCUACAGACGGAAGACAGAUCUCUCGCCAAGAUCAGGUUGUCGGGGAGUUUUUCUCAUCGGGGACGGACAUCUGCCUGCAUGGACGUAAGCAUGCUCGCAUCAAAGUCCGCCUGCUUCCCGACGUGGAGGCGACAAGCCCCCAGACUUACACUGGUAACCGCUACCAUGCCCAGCGCGGAUCGCUCGGUCUGCAUCCCUUCCCCGGGCCGGCAAACGCCAACAAGGACAAGGACCGCACCCCGCCAGCGGACAAUGCGCCUCUCCCCGCUGAGCGGCCGACGGAGAGCACGCCGCUGCUGAAGGCGCAGCCCUCGCCGCGACGACCCUCCCGCUCAACGCCGAAGCGUUGGGUCAAUGGGCACUUGUCGCCGACCGUCUCGUCUCGCCGCAGUAGCAUUGCUGGCAGGCGGGGGAGUGUCGUGCGCCGGAGGAGCAAGCAGCUGGAGCACGUCGGCGAGUCGAGCGACGGGCAGACUCUCCUCGCACGCAUGAUGUUCUCCGACCCGCUCCUCACGGGAUACACGGAUAUCGGGCGCAAGGCAUUCGGCCCGUGGGCCGGAGCAGUCGUCAACGGACUGUUCUGCCUCGAGCUCUUCGGUCUCUCUGUCGCGCUCGUCGUCCUGUUCGGCGACUCGAUGGAGAUUGUGAUCCCCCGCCUCUCAAGCGACACCUACAAGCUGAUCGGCUUCUUCCUCAUCCUCCCUACCGUGUUCAUGCCGCUGCGCAUGCUGUCCAUUCCCUCCGUCAUGUCCACCCUCGCCACGGUCGUGCUGGUCGGCAUCGUCGUGUUUGAUGGGUUCUGGAAGACCAAGGCGCCUGGCUCCAUCCUCGACCCGGCCCCGACGCGCAUGGGACCGGAGAUGUACCAGCUCAACUGGCUUGGUAGUAUCGGCCUGGUUCUUGCUGGAUUUGGAGGGCACGCUGUCAUCCCGUCCGUCGCGAGAGACAUGAAGAAGCCCGAGAGCUGUGACCGUAUUUUCAACAUUGCUUUCUUCAUCGCCGCGGCCAUCUCGUUCAUCUCCGGCGCGGCCGGCUAUCUCAUGAUUGGCGACGUUGUGUCUGACGAGAUCACGCGCGAGAUGCUCGACCCGUACUACGGCUAUCCCCGCGCUCUUAACAUGGUCGCCGUGUGGAUGAUCGUCGUGACCCCACUGACAAAGUUUGGCCUGUGCUCUCGCCCACUUAACGUCGCGGUCGAGGGAUUCCUGAACCUGGCUCCUGCGCCUGCGGUCGUUGCGCAGCGUGAAGCGGAGCACGAGGCGGAGCGUGAAGGCCGCACCAGCACCGAGUACGCCCGCAGCGAGCGCUACAGCGGGGAGCACCUGCGCUCCCCCCUGCUGCGGCCUAGGAGGCACAGCAUCACGGGCGCAAUGGAGUCGGCGAUCAGUGUGUUCUCGACCGCGGGCGUGUCGGACUAUCUGGGCGAGGACGACUCUACCAUCGGAGAGAGGCCCAAAUCGCCCUUGCCCGUGGCGGAGCCGGACGGAGCGGCAGAGGGCCGGAAGGGUAUCGGCCGCAUCGCGUGCCGUAUCGCGAUCACGGUGACGUGUGUGGCGACGGCGGUCCUCCUGCCCGGUUUCGGACAGGUGCUCGCGUUCCUGGGCAGUUUCUCGGCCUUCCUGAUCUGCAUUAUUCUUCCGGAAGGGAGUAGUGCUAACGGACAGCUUGGCUUCUGGCUCCGUCUCGGACCCCGCAUGCUCAAGUCGCCCGAGACGGCCGGCGACAGGGCGUGGCGAUACUUCCACUACGUGGUGCUCUUUGUCUCCACGAUUCUCAUGGGCAUGGGCACCGUGUGGAGCUUUAUUCCCACCGAGCGGCCCCCGGUGAUGCCCGUCUCCAGCGUCUCCAGCGCGCGCGUAUCGGCUACGACUCUCGCGCACUCCGCCCGCCUAUCCGGCACUCGAUCUCGAUGCAGCCUCUCCCCGUCCAGAAAUCUAUCGACGAGUCCGUCUAGGAGCAGAACGCCAAUCGCAGUCCCCACAAACCCAGGAUCAGAGAACCCGCCCAACUUCAAACCUGCAGUGGAAUACGAGCCGAUAGACAGGGGGCUGCCAUAUCGCCGCGCGCUACUGCUCUUCUCCAUCCCCGUACCGCCGACUUCCUGGCCCUCCCACGCCGAACUCAUGUGUCCCCUGUUCGGGAGCGUCCAGUUUGCCCUAAAAUCACACAAGAUCGGGAUGAACGUUGUGUAUGACGGGGUGGGGACUGCCACAGAUCUAAAGGGAGUGACGAGUCUGCCUGCAGAACUGGUGUUUCCGGACGGACGGGUUUACAAAUGGACGAAUUUCAGCGAGGCGACACUGGACGAGGCGAGCUUCCUGGACGCGACGCGGUACACAGCCCAACAGCCUGGACCUUGGAUAGCAGGGAUGGGAGUGCGGGCAACGCAGAGGAUCAUGGUGUGCACGCACGGCGCGCGGGAUUGCCGCUGUUCUGAGCGCGGCACACCGCUCGUGCACUCGCUCCGCACGGCUAUUGCCUCCAACUCCAACUCCAACGCCACCGCGGACUCCAAGAGCGACACCGCCGCUGACGCGGCGGAGCUAGCGGAUCUCGAGAUCGUCGAAAUCGCCCACGUGGGGGGCCACAAGUGGGCGGCGAAUGCGCUGCUGUAUCCCAGCUUGGACAUGUUCAGCAAUCUCUCUGCGGACGAUGCGGACAAGUUCCUGCGCUUCAUUCAGAGCGGGGGUGAGCAAGAGAAGGGGAUGUGGGAGCAUUGGAGGGGAAGGAUCGGGUAUAAUGACUUGGUCCAGAUGCAGCUUGGGCUGAGGGUUGACCGGAUUGUCGCCGAAUCCGAGUCCGCCACAGAGUCGAGAGAGAAGGCCAACGAGAGGAAGGAGGAGGAGGACGGCGACUCGCUCGAUUCAACGAAGAGUGCGCCGACUUCUUCUGGCUCGACGGCUACCACUCGCUCAAAGGGCAACUCGGCCCGCUUGGCCUCCGACCCACUCUCCGACCCCCUAUCCUUCGACACGCUCGACCCCCUCUCUGGCCACUCCGAGUUCAGCGGUCUCGACGGGCUCGACACGGCCUCCACCCGCCUGAAAUACGCCUCCUCCCCAACCGUCCCGCUCACCUUCACCACGUUCGACAACAAGCCCCUCUCUGUCUCCGCGCCCCUCGGCGCGUCCCUCUUGGAAGUUGCGAGACUCAACAAUCUCCCCGGUAUGGAGGGGACGUGUGGCGGGAAUUGCGAAUGCGCCACUUGCCACUUACACUUCCGACCAACUUGGGAGGAGGCACCAGUGCAGGAACCGAGUGAGGAGGAGGAGGACAUGUUGUUUACUGCGCUCGAGUAUCGGGAUGGCGAGAGCAGGCUUGGGUGUCAAGUCCGAGUUACUGAGGAACUGGCCGAGUGGAAUAAGGAUGGAGGAGUGCUCAAGUUGCCCCAGUACUAG